Messenger RNA from Protomyces lactucae-debilis, 555 nucleotides. RefSeq lists its product as uncharacterized. The record is from RefSeq and is a predicted model, not a curated record. The transcript has a single exon. Lineage: Eukaryota; Fungi; Ascomycota; Taphrinomycetes; Taphrinales; Protomycetaceae. The coding region runs from base 1 to 555 and encodes 184 amino acids.
AUGAAAGGAGUCGUCUGUUUCGCUCUAGUUUCGAGGCUGCUCUGGGCAUUUGUCAUCGGUGCCGACACAGAUGCAGCUGCAGGCGCUCCCGUGCUCAACAAUUCUCUUGUCAAAAGGGACACUCUCAAAGAUACAUUCAGGCGGCAUUGUACUAUGUGGUGGCUCGUUGUCAAGGAUCCUCCGCCAACGGACCCGGAAGCUUGUCCCUAUGAUUGCAAACAACGGAACAGAAAGUUCGAUGUUCUCCCUCAAGAACUCUAUCCCGCUGCACCAAAGGUUCUUCACUUGAAGGACAUCAAAGGUCACGGCGGCUACGAGAUAUGCUACCUUGUCCCAAUGACGCAAUUAUGUCCCAAUGGCGGCGGCUGGGGGCAGAACUGGUUCCAUGUUCAGUACAAUGGAGCAAAGUAUGGUGUUGCUUGCAGCAAAGACAGGGCCCACACGCCCCAUCGAGCGCCACAUACGGCCAAGGUGCAGGUGGCGUGGCGUAAUUAUCAUCAGAGUUGGUUCAAGGAACCACCUGUGUGUCGAAGAGUUUUGAUUGUUUUCAAGUGA